Hirsutella rhossiliensis is the source of this 540-nucleotide messenger RNA. Its product is annotated as RNase H domain-containing protein. Lineage: Eukaryota; Fungi; Ascomycota; Sordariomycetes; Hypocreales; Ophiocordycipitaceae. Bases 1 to 540 code for a protein of 179 amino acids. The record is from RefSeq and is a predicted model, not a curated record. The transcript is spliced from 5 exons. Gene Ontology annotation, molecular function: RNA-DNA hybrid ribonuclease activity; nucleic acid binding.
AUGGAGCUGUUUCGCGGCAGGGUUCGUUUCAUGAAUAUCGUCAGGUGCACCUACCCCAACGACAAGUCCAUGCUUCUCAUCAUGACCGACGGGCAUGCCUUAACAACGGCCAAUCAAUCCGAAGGCAGCAACCGGGCUGAGCUGCGAGCUGUCAUCGCCGCCCUGCGUUUCCGACACUGGCCGGGCGAGGGCUUCAGUACAGUCAUCAUCGCCACCGACUCUGAGUACGUCGUGGAGGGCUCGACACAGUGGGCGAAGGCUUGGGUGCAGAACAAUUGGAGGACGAAAGCCAACUCUGUGAACCUUGACGUUUGGCCGAUGUUCCUCAUACUCUUCAUCCUGCGCAAUGCGAUUGAAGUGUUCGCUCCGCUGUGGCGACGAUCGGAUGAACUUGACAACGUUAUGAAGUUUCCCGAUGGGCCCUUUCGCGCGCCAGUGGCCGAGGUCCUGCUCUGGAAGGCCUCGCAUGCAAUUGAUCUCGGAUUCGAGUUCGAAGGACUCUGCAUCUUUGUCGUAGAAAGGCCCGCGCAACAAGAUUGA